CUCAUCUCCGGCGCUGCGGCCACGCCCAUCUGCCAGUUCGUCGACUCCGCACCCACCUUCCUCCACUCCGUCGACCCCCGCAUCAAGCUGUGCAGUGGCGUCAGCCGUGUUUUCAAUGAGGACGAAGACUUCAUGGCGCAAAUGUGGAAACCAAUUAAUAUUCAAUUGAUGCAGCAUAAAUUCUAUGGUAUUGCAAGCAAAAAUGAUCGUGUACUCAUCUAAAAGCUCAAAGGGAACGUUGUUUCCUCUACGAUCAAUGCUUGUCUUCUUCAUUGCACUAUUUGGUUUCUAUGUCUGCUACUUCUCCUUCACUCAAAUAGCCUUAGAAAAUGAAGAAGAAGAAGAAAUGAACGGAGCAGAAGAACGAACAAACGUUCUAUGCAAAAGACCUUCAGAAAUUCCAUAUGAGCAGAUGCAGUAUGUGCACUUUCCAAGACCUAUGAGCUAUGACAGGGGAGAGUGCGCAUGCACUCCGGUCCGUUUCUUCAUCAUUGUAUCUAUGCAAAGAUCAGGCAGCGGGUGGUUUGAGACUUUGCUCAACAGCCACCCCAAUGUCAGCUCAAAUGGUGAAAUCUUCUCGGUGAGGGAGCGCAGAGAGGAUAUCGCGUCGAUCUUGUGGACUCUUGAUAAACUGUAUGAUUUGGAUUGGCGCACCAGCGCAGCAAAAAAUGAAUGCACGGCUGCAUUUGGAUUGAAGUGGAUGCUAAAUCAGGGCCUUAUGGAUUAUCCUGAUGAGAUUGUGGAUUAUUUGAAAAAGAAGGGUGUGAUGGUGAUAUUUCUCUUCAGGAGAAAUACAUUAAGGAGGCUUGUCUCUGUGUUGGCUAAUGACCAUGACAAAAAAACGAAGCAGUUGAACGGCACCCACAAAGCGCAUGUUCACUCACAAGAGGAGGCUGAGAUCCUAGCGAGGUUCAAACCGGAUGUGGACGUGUCAUCUCUGAUCCCAAGCAUGAGAAGCGCGGAGCAGUCCAUGGACGCCUGCCUGCGCCGCUUCCGCGCCACGCGCCACAUGGUCCUCUACUACGAGGACGUAAUCCGCAAUGACAAUGUGCUUUCUCGGGUGCAGGAGUUCCUGGGACUCCCGGUGAGGAGGUUGUCCAGCAGGCACGUCAAGAUCCACACCAGCCCACUCCCGGACCUGGUGGACAACUGGGAGGACGUGAAGCACACGCUCAAGCCCACAGAGUUUGCUCGUUUCCUUGACGGCUGAAGACUAGACCAUGUCGAUUCAUCUGUUUUUGUUCCGGUAGGCUCUUUCCUUCUGUUUUCUUUUCUUGGGACUACACAAUGGGAUUGGAACUUGUUGUUCAGCCGUUUUCCUCCUCGAAUGUACUAGUAGCAUUCUGUGCAAAGGAGGAAGAAAAUAUGAUUGAGACUGAAUAAGUUCGCUUUUCGGAGUGCCCAGAUAAUAAAUAAAGUAUUCAAAAGACUAAA
Hordeum vulgare subsp. vulgare (domesticated barley) is the source of this 1434-nucleotide messenger RNA. RefSeq names its product nodulation protein H-like. Bases 185 to 1210 code for a protein of 341 amino acids. The record is from RefSeq and is a predicted model, not a curated record. The transcript is spliced from 7 exons. Gene Ontology annotation, molecular function: sulfotransferase activity. NCBI's taxonomy places the organism in Eukaryota, Viridiplantae, Streptophyta, Magnoliopsida, Poales, Poaceae.